Capronia epimyces CBS 606.96 is the source of this 1644-nucleotide messenger RNA. RefSeq lists its product as uncharacterized. The record is from RefSeq and is a predicted model, not a curated record. NCBI's taxonomy places the organism in Eukaryota, Fungi, Ascomycota, Eurotiomycetes, Chaetothyriales, Herpotrichiellaceae. Bases 1 to 1644 code for a protein of 547 amino acids. Gene Ontology annotation, biological process: positive regulation of transcription by RNA polymerase II; DNA-templated transcription. Gene Ontology annotation, molecular function: DNA-binding transcription factor activity, RNA polymerase II-specific; sequence-specific DNA binding; zinc ion binding. The transcript has a single exon.
AUGGCAGCAAUACAAGUCGAUAGCGUGUCAUCAUCACUUCUACCUGAGCAACAACAGCGGGAUGACUUUUGUCUGUUCGAAUUCGCCCCAGCCAAAGCCUCGCUACCACCGCGCCAUGUUGCAGAUCACCUGGUGGAGGUAUAUUUCCAAUAUAGAACACCACAUCUGCCGAUUUUGGAUCGUUCACAGGUGGGCAAAGCCAUCAACAGCGCAUACAGUUCGCUUGAAUCGAACCAAGCGUCCGCGAAAGUGUCAGACAGAGACAUGUUCAUCGCAUACAUGGUCUUCGCCAUCGCUCUUGUUGACGUACCCCAUACGUCUGGCGGACGGCCAAUGCAAAGCGAUGGAUGUUUCCGUUCGGCCCUGAGUUGGGUCGAGACCACCCUCUCAUACUCGAAAAGCGACCUCGAAACUCUUCGGUCUGUGCUUCUGUUGGCCCAAUUCGUCGCUCUGUCUCCUUCCCGUGGAAGCCUCUGGCAUUUGACAGGUUUCGCAUUGCGCCUAUGCAUCGACGUAGGCCUACAUUGGGAGAACGACCUGCAGUGUCUCAACAUGGAUCCCGACAUUUUGGAUGACAGAAGACGGCUGUGGCAUUGCACAUAUCAUUUCGAUCGUCUUCUUUGCAUCACUCUCGGUCGUCCAUUCGGCAUUCUUGACGAAAGCACACAUGUGCAGCUCCCGAAUCCCUGGACAGGUUGCCGUCAAGGUCUCGGGCGACGAGAAUCUAGCGACUAUGACAUCCACGCCCAGCGAGCUCACAACCACCUGUUCACCCUUGCCAAACUCGAAUCAGAAAUCAAACAUGUACAGCACACUCGAGUUUGGACUCCCAAGUUGGCUUAUCCACGACCGAGCUGGACCGUCUGGCUGCAAGAUAUUCAACCCCGACUCCAAGAGUGGUAUGCGACCAUGCCGGAACCUAGAAAAGCUCAACCACUCUCCAUCUUCGCCUCUCAGUCAUACUGGGACGUCAUGUACAAUAACACUAUCCUGCUGCUUUAUCGUCCACAGGCGGGCAACAUGUACCAAUCGGCAGAAGAGCUAUCGAUUAUCUUUGGGGCGGCUUCCAAAGUAAUUGCUGGACUAAAAGUUUUACAACGGGAAGGGAGGGUUGAAAUGUUAUGGAAAUCCGUCCACCACCUCUUCAUGGCUGGGCUAGGAAUUGUAUAUGCUCUCUGGCAAUCCAAGGAGAUCCGAGACCAGAAUCCUGUGGGAAAGAGUAUCUCCAUUCUUCAGUCCUGUGCUUCGACUCUCUCGGCCAUGUCUGAGACUUUCAAAGGAGCCACAGGCUGUCGGGAUGCCUUUGAUACGCUUUCUUCCGCAACGAUCGAUUGGCUGGUUACCAGGAACAUCGAAGAAGUGCACCACAACCGCCUAGAAUUCGAGAAUCAUGUGAGGGAUCUGAUGAAGCAAUUACAAGUGCCCCAUGACGGCAUGGCGACAACUACCCACCACUCCGCCGACAACAUGUCAGCCGUCCUGUCAGCUGAUAAUUUCGACCUCGGUGAGUUGCUCAACACCGCUGCGCAGUGGCCUGACCUGGGAGAGUUCAACUUCAUCAUGGCUGAGCCAGGUCCAUCUGCCGUCACCUCACUUGUCCCGGCGACCGGCGCCACCAAUACCAUAGAGCAGAUGCUUCAGUAG